CGUGUUGUCAACCUAUAUGUCACCUACCUCACCCACAGACCGGAUGAUGAUAAACAUUUACUUUUUACUAUUUAGGUGUGGUUCUGUUUUCCUAAAAAGAGUGUAACAAAAUUGUAGUAUUAGUAAAUUUUAAAAUAAAAGUUUAAUAUAAUGGAUAAACUUCCAGCAUGUGUAAUCGAUGUUGGAACUGGGUACACUAAAUUAGGUUUUGCCGCUAAUAAGGAACCGCAGUUUAUAAUCCCAUCAGCAAUUGCUAUUAAAGAAAGUGCUAAAGUUGGAGAUACUAACAGCAGAAGGCUGAAUAAAGGAGUAGAAGAUCUAGAUUUCUUUAUUGGUGAUGAGGCAAUGGAUGCUACAGGAUACGCUGUGAAGUACCCUGUCCGGCAUGGUCUCGUUGAAGAUUGGGACUUGAUGGAAAAAUUUUUAGAACAGUGUAUAUUUAAAUAUCUUCGCGCGGAACCAGAAGAUCAUCAUUUCCUUUUGACAGAACCCCCAUUGAACACUCCCGAGAAUCGAGAAUACAUGGCAGAAAUAAUGUUUGAAUCAUUCAAUGUACCAGGUUUAUACAUAGCAGUGCAAGCUGUUUUGGCUUUAGCUGCAAGUUGGGCUAGCCGAAGUAUAGAAGAACGUACGCUUACUGGAAUAGUUAUUGAUAGUGGAGAUGGUGUUACCCAUGUCAUUCCAGUGGCAGAAGGUUAUGUAAUUGGAAGCUGCAUAAAACACAUCCCAAUAGCUGGCAGAAAUAUAACUUACUUCAUCCAGUCUCUUCUAAGAGAACGUGAAAUCGGUAUACCGCCUGAGCAAUCCCUAGAAACGGCCAAAGCAAUAAAAGAAAAAUACUGUUAUAUAUGCCCGGACAUAGCCAAGGAAUUCUCCAAGUAUGAUACCGACCCGGCUAAAUGGAUGAAACGGUACGAGGGAAUGAAUUCGAUCACCAAACAACUGUUCAACGUUGACGUGGGCUACGAACGGUUCUUAGGACCGGAGAUUUUCUUUCAUCCGGAGUUUUCAAAUCCCGAUUUCACGAUACCGUUGUCGCAAAUCGUCGACGAUGUCAUCCAGAAUUGUCCGAUCGAUGUGCGCAGGCCUUUGUACGAUAAUAUCGUUCUAUCAGGUGGUUCCACUAUGUUCAAAGACUUUAGUAGGCGAUUGCAAAGGGACAUUAAGCGAACCGUAGAUGCAAGACUGAAACUUAGCGAAACGUUGGGAGGUGGCAGAUUGAAGCCAAAACCCAUCGAUGUUCAAGUGGUCUCACAUCAUAUGCAGAGAUAUGCCGUUUACUUUGGCGGGAGCAUGUUAGCGUCCACGCCCGAAUUUUACACCGUCUGUCACACUAAAGAAGAUUACGAAGAAUACGGACCCAGCAUUUGUAGGCACAAUCCAGUUUUUGGUACAAUGACGUGAUUUACUUUUUGUAGUAUUUUUUUUAUAUUCUUUUUAUAUGAUUUAGAGUAAAAACGACGGUGUUUUUAAAUCCAUCAUUACAAAAUAUAAGUUCCAAUUUUAAGUAUUCAC
Molecule: messenger RNA, 1515 nt
Organism: Psylliodes chrysocephalus
Lineage: Eukaryota; Metazoa; Arthropoda; Insecta; Coleoptera; Chrysomelidae
Source: the annotation of a GenBank genome assembly